AUCACCACGAAUUAAAGGGGGAGAAACCUGGAUACCUACACCCCCUGGUUAUAUAUGAGGAAUCUGAAGACUGGGAAUUUUAACUGCAGUUAAUGACUAAGAAAUAUCAGGGCUCUUUUGUACUGUCUAAACUAAGGGUUUAUUUAUUCAUUUAUUUACUUGUAAUCACAGCUAGGCAAGUAAGUCUCUUUUACCCUUCAGCCCCACAUUUUCCUCAGAGAUGCCAAACAAUCAUUCUUCCUGUACUUCGUACUUCUCACAUUCCGCCUUGGAGAAUCUCUCAGGCUUACCCAGGCAGGAUGGGAUGUCGUGUCAUGUGACUGUGCACCACCAACUGCAGCAUCUCCAACUCAAGGCUGAGCACAUGACCUAAGCCGAGUUGAUCACACUUUCUCCUAGGAACCUGGAAGAGAGACAGGGACUGAGUCAUUUUGCCUGUGAGGAGCCAAACUGCAAGGUCAUGCCCAGCUGGCUUGCUGCAGCGGGCCAGAUCGUCAUGAUCAUCAGAGCCAGGGGAAGCUGAGAAACCACGAGUCAGCAAAGUCUUCAAAGAAAGAGGCACAAAGAAGGAUCAGGCAAACCCCAGGGGCAAACAGGAAAGUCGUGUACCUGAGUAAAGUCCAGGAAGAGGAGCAGGAGGAACCUGUGAGACUUUUAUUCUGCUCCUAGAGGGUCAGCAGCUGCGUCUUCUCCACUGGAUCACUGUCACAACUAGGCAGAAUUCUGCAGCAUCCAUCUACUUCUCCCUGAAACACUUCACAAUUCAUACGGACCCUUGGCAUGGCAACUCAUGUCUGAAAUCUCUGCCUUUAGGAGGCAAAGGCACAACAGGUGUAAGACCAAUGACAGUCUGAUAGACAUCGUGAGUUGUGGGACCACCAGGGAACAAAAGAAGACCCUUUUUGCAAAAAGCAAAGCAAGGCCUCCUCAAGCCGCUGUCCCUCGAUCAGCCAUGGAUCAGGUAAUGCAGUUUGUUGAGCCAAGUCGGCAGUUCGUAAAGGACUCAGUUCGACUGGUUAAAAGAUGCACCAAGCCCGACAGAAAAGAAUUCCAGAAGAUUGCCAUGGCCACAGCUAUAGGAUUUGCUAUCAUGGGAUUCAUUGGCUUCUUUGUGAAACUGAUCCAUAUCCCUAUUAAUAACAUUAUUGUGGGUGGCUGAGUGUUUCCGCUUCACUGGAACUAGGAGCAAUGAGUGUGUGAGAAGCUUAUGAAGUAAAAAGUUGCCUGUAUACUUUGUGUUUUUCUUUCUUUUCCUCUCCCCAAGAGGUUUUGUAUUUCUAAACUAAAAUAAUUUCAAAAUAAACAUUUUUUCCCAUGAUAA
This is a messenger RNA of Myodes glareolus (Bank vole), 1321 nucleotides long. The record is from RefSeq and is a predicted model, not a curated record. NCBI's taxonomy places the organism in Eukaryota, Metazoa, Chordata, Mammalia, Rodentia, Cricetidae.